This is a messenger RNA of Chelonus insularis, 1196 nucleotides long. Its product is annotated as lipase 1-like. Gene Ontology annotation, biological process: lipid metabolic process. NCBI's taxonomy places the organism in Eukaryota, Metazoa, Arthropoda, Insecta, Hymenoptera, Braconidae. The record is from RefSeq and is a predicted model, not a curated record. Gene Ontology annotation, molecular function: hydrolase activity, acting on ester bonds. The transcript has 7 exons. The coding region runs from base 18 to 1196 and encodes 392 amino acids.
UAACAGUCAUUGACAAAAUGAUAACAAUUCAAAUAAGUAUUUUCAUUUUUAUUAAUACAUUUUGUAGUAUGCAUGGUGCAUUUCGUGAUUUUUUUCUAGAUGAUUACUGGUCAGCUGAAAAUAUAGUCAAACGUGAUGGAUAUCGUUUAGAAGUACACAAUGUUACAACUGAGGAUGGAUAUAUAUUGACUGUUCACCGAAUUCCAGGAGGCAAAGGAGCACAACCAAUUUUACUAAUGCAUGGACUGUUGUGCAAUUCUGCUCUAUGGCUUGUUUCUGGAAGAGAACAAUCAUUAGUGUAUGUACUAGCUGAUCAGGGAUACGAUGUUUGGCUUGGAAAUAAUCGUGGAAAUAAUUAUGGACUGAAUCAUAUUAACUUAACAACAGAUGAUACUGAAUUUUGGGAUUUCAGUUUUUACGAAAUGGCCAUCUAUGAUCUUCCGGCAAUGAUUAAUCACAUUCAGAAUUUAACCAACCAACACCCAUUUUACAUUGGUCACUCUCAAGGCACAACAAUAUUUUUUUUACUGGCAAUUUUACAACCAGAUAUAGCAAGUUUAUUAAAGCAACCAAUAUCUUUAGCACCAGUUGCUUACGUAGGUGGUGGUGAAAGUUCAUUGCAACUAUCUGUGGUAUCUAUUAUGACGACAAUAUUCGAAGUAACACAAUUUUUCACUAAUUUGCAAACUUUUUUUACUCCAAGUUGGUGGUUACCCCUUUUUUUUCUUAAAUUAUCCUGUGCGGUUUUGUCACUAGGAAAUUAUAACUGUUUAAAUGCUGUGUCAAGUAUUCUUGGAGAUGAAAGACCUGAAUUAUUUGACCAGGCUAUUUUACCAGCAAUCAUCACUAAUUUUCCGGCUGGGACAUCAUUGAAAAAUAUGUAUCUUUAUACACAACAUGUAAUAUUCCAUCGUUUUAACCAGUUUGACUAUGGUGCAACCAAAAAUUGGCAAAUCUAUAAUUCUUCCAUACCUCCGGAAUUUGAUUUAAAAAAAGUCACUCAACCAAAUGUGAUAUUUGUAGCAGACUCUGAUGCUUUUGUUGAUUUGCCAGAUUUAAAUAAAAUAUUGCAAUUAGUUCCCAAUAUCGUUGAUCAAUAUAUCGUGAAUGCUUCAGGAUUUACACAUCUAGAUUUUAUGUGGGGAAUAACUGCAAAACAGCUAGUUUAUAAUAAAAUAUUAGAGCUUGUCUCUUAA